This is a messenger RNA of Desarmillaria tabescens, 1840 nucleotides long. Its product is annotated as aryl-alcohol oxidase precursor. The coding region runs from base 1 to 1791 and encodes 596 amino acids. The record is from RefSeq and is a predicted model, not a curated record. Gene Ontology annotation, molecular function: oxidoreductase activity, acting on CH-OH group of donors; flavin adenine dinucleotide binding. Lineage: Eukaryota; Fungi; Basidiomycota; Agaricomycetes; Agaricales; Physalacriaceae. The transcript is spliced from 10 exons.
AUGUUUCUCGGCAUCUCGUUCAUCGCUAUGGUCUUCCUCCUCCUUUUCGUUCUUGCAUUAUGCUCAAGCGUGUUCGGUGCAGUAUAUGAAAGUUUCGAUGACCUUCCUACUCUCGAUUUUGAUUUCAUCGUCAUUGGAGGGGGGACAGCGGGAAACGUUGUCGCAAAUCGUUUAACAGAGGACUCUGAUAUCUCAGUGCUUGUUCUCGAAGCAGGUGGAUCAACGGCGGACGAACUCCUCAUACAAGUUCCUUUCUUUUCCCCCAAUGUAUCCUCCGGAACAGCUUGGGACUGGAACUUCACUACGACUGCACAAUCUGGAUUACUCGGACGUUCCAUUUCGUACCCGAGAGGUUUCGGAUUAGGAGGAAGUAGCGCAGUUAAUUAUAUGCUGUAUACACGUGGAUCGUCUCAAGAUUAUGACCGUUAUGCCCAGAUCAGCGGAGACCCUGGUUGGGGGUGGGAGGCAUUGCAGCCGUACAUGCGAAAGAACGAACGUUUCGUUGCCCCUGCUGAUAACCACAACGUAUCUGGACAGUUCGAUCCUACGACACAUGGUUUUGAUGGUAUCAAUGCUGUAUCUCUUCCCGGAUACCCGCGUGCUACGGACGGUAGUAUUAUUCAAGCGACAACGGAGUUUCCUCGCGAGUUCCCCUUCACUUUGGAUUUUAAUUCAGGGUACCAAUUAGGCAUCGGAUGGGCCCAGUAUACCAUUGGAAACGGAACUCGAAGUAGCUCGCAAGCGUCGUAUCUUGGAUCUGCUUACAUUAGUCGACCAAACUUGCAUGUCCUAAUUCACGCGCGUGUCACUCGAAUCCUACAGUCAAAUACCAAGUCCACCAGUAGCCUACCGACAUUUAAUACUGUUGAAUUUACUCAGGACGCGGGAGCAACCAUGCACAAAAUCGCACCUUCGAGUCUCCGAGAAAUCAUUUUCUCUGCUGGGUCGGUUGGUACCCCGCAUAUCCUACUCCACUCUGGCGUCGGCGACGAAACCGAACUGAAGGCUCUGGGAAUCACACCAACACUCCAUCUUCCCGACGUCGGCAAGAACCUGACAGACCAUCCCAUGACGUCCGUCAGCUUCUUGGUUAAUAGCACAAGCACUAUGGAGAACAUCUACUUCAGAAACAAGACAUUUCAAGCAAAGGCUUUGGCAGAGUGGAAAGCACAUCGAACAGGCUUCUUGACAGGGGAAAUAGCAAACCAGGCAGGCUUCUUUCGCAUUCCUGUCGACGAGGGUAUUCUGGAUGGAGAACCAAGUGCAGGAAAUGAGACCGCACAUUACGAGCUGGCUUUUGUGAACGGUCUGUUUUCAGAACCUGUCCCUGAGACAGGAAAUUACUUCUCUAUCACGACCGUCGUCCUAUGUCCAUUAUCGCGCGGGGAUGUCAUCAUCAAUAGCACCAAUCCCCUGGAUCCCCCACUGAUAAACCCAAACUAUCUCUCACACUCGCAAGAUCUCGAUGUCAUGAAGUAUGCUAUGGCGAGCGCGAAGAAAUUUGCUACCGCUUCGAUAUUGGAAGACUAUAUCCUUGAGAUGACGACGGAUGUUACAGAGGAUGAUGAUGUCAGGAAUACGGUAGGUAGUAUCUACCACCCAGUAGGUACCGCAAGCAUGUCUCCGGAGGAUGCGGAUUGGGGAGUUGUAGACCCGGAUUUGAAGUUGAAGGGUGCGAAAGGUGUGAGGAUCGUCGAUGCAUCAGUUCUGCCUUUUAUACCUGCGGCACAUACUGAAGCGGCCGUAUACGUUAUUGCUGAGAGGGCGGCGGAUCUAAUCAAAGCGGAAUGACUAAUUACUCUACUACUCAGUCCUCUUUUGUUCCCUACCUUAGAACGCC